Molecule: messenger RNA, 1567 nt
Organism: Cololabis saira (Pacific saury)
Lineage: Eukaryota; Metazoa; Chordata; Actinopteri; Beloniformes; Belonidae
Product: pannexin-1-like
Exons: 8
Coding region: 182-1504 (440 amino acids)
Biological process (GO): monoatomic cation transport; positive regulation of interleukin-1 production
Molecular function (GO): channel activity
Source: RefSeq, a predicted model, not a curated record
UCGAAAGUUAUUGUCCCACUUGCUGAACAUCUACACCGCCACAUUGUCGGUUUGCAGUCCGGGAAAAACAACUUUACUUUAAGAUUCCUGCAGCCGAAUCUGUUGCGUCGCAGAUAUGGUAGUUUAAUUGAUCAAUUACACGCAGCGGGACCGGGUCUGUUGAUAACAGCAGGGCGGCGAGAUGGCCAUCGCUCAUGUGGCUACAGAGUACGUCUUCAGCGACUUUAUGCUGAAGGAGCCAAGCCAGGCUCGAUACCGCAACGUCCGAACGGAGCUGGCUGCGGACAAGAUUGUGACCUGCGUGGCCGUGGGGCUUCCCCUCCUCCUCAUCUCGCUGGCCUUCGCUCAAGAAGUCUCAGUUGGUACUCAGCUUAGCUGUUUUUCUCCCAGUAACUUCUCCUGGAGGCAAGCUGCGUAUGUGGACUCGUACUGCUGGGCAACUGUUCACACUCACACGCUGCCUUUGUGGCUACACAAGUUCUUUCCAUACAUCCUGCUGCUGGUGGCGGUGAUGAUGUACACCCCGGCGCUGUUCUGGAGAUUUUCUGCGGCCCCGCUCCUGCAGUCGGACCUCGGCUUCAUCAUGGAGGAGUUGGACCGGUCUUACAACCGCGCCGUCACUCUGGCUAAACAUAUGGCUACCUCAGAUCUACCCACUUCAGACAGCGACUCCAUCGUGGGCUGUUUUAACUACCCGCUGGUGGAGAAGUUUCUGAUGACCAAGCGCGGCUCGCGGGCGCUGCUGUUCCACUACCUGCUGUGCCGCGGCAUUACUCUGGUCAUCCUGCUGUGUGCCUGCAUCUGCCUGGGCUACUACCUCCGCCUGGCCUCCGUCAGAGACGAGUUCGGCUGCACGCUGCGCUUCGGCCUGCUGGCCUCCGACCCCACCGUCCCCGAACAGGUCCAGUGUAAGCUCAUCGCCGUGGGAGUCUUCUCUCUGCUGAGCCUUGUCAACUUGGUCCUGUUUGUUGCACUGAUCCCAGUAGUGAUUUAUGCCGGUCUCCGCCCCCUCGUCUGUCAAGGAUAUGCCCAUUUCCUGGAGAUCUACCAGUCGCUGCCCACCGUGAGCGUCGGGCCCUCCCCUGACGGCCAAUGGGACGAUCUUUGCCUCUACCUGCUCUUCCUGGAGGAAAACAUCAGCGAACUGAAAUCUUACAAAUAUAUGAAGGUGUUGGAGAUGUUGAAGAAACAGGGCGAAUACGCUGAUGAAAACUUUGACGUGCUGGGUCUGCUGCAGACUCUCUACCUGGUGAAGAUGGACAACGUCGAUGGAAGAAAAGGCUCCACUGAGGCAAGGAAGCUGGACGAAGUGAAGAUAGAUGCAACAGACGCAGCGGCCAGUGAGCGAGCAGCGACGAAGAACAACCUCAGAUGCAUGAACUCUGGGAACGACACCAAGAUAGAAACAGAGAUGAAAGAACUUAGUCCUUUGCUGCCUGGAAACAGUGACGGGACGAGCGGCAAGGCUGACGAUGCUGGGACUCUUCGGCAGCGAGUGGUAUGAUAUGGAGCAGCAACUCGUAACACCUCUGUCCUGGAGACUGGAUAAAGAUUGACGCUCCUUCUC